UGGGGCGGGGCAGCACAGAGCAAGAACAGAGGCCAGACAAACGGUACAUUUCCAUACCCACGAUCUUGUUUACGUUAAUAUAUAGUCAACGGGCAGUGCGUCGCGCUGAAUAAUACUGGUUUCUCGCGGUGAGAAACGCAUUGUGAACACCGUAUAGACGAGCGCUGCACGAGGGAUUGCCCAUCUGCAGCGUGCGAGGCGAGGUUCGGAAACGCUUGGGGAAAGAAGGCCUCCCCUCAGCGGUCUUAGACCUGCGGGGAAAAGUGAAGAGCGCCGCCUGACGACCGCCGUACAGCGGGGUGGCUCGCUCAGGAGACAGCGGUGCGCUGCAUAAGCUCUGGCAAAAUCUGAAGAGCGCCACCAACUGCUCGCCACAAGGUUGUUUUUAGGCUUAAGAUUCAUAUCUGGCAUGAGAAUAUAUACUGAGCCCAGUGGCUGUGACUCAUCAUAACCCCAGCAAAAGUCUUCGCAUCUGAACAGGUUUAGAACUGUUCUGAAGUUACCAUGAGUGAGCAGGAGUAUGUGGAGCAUCAGUACAUGUGCAGUGAGUGCCAGCAGCUUUUUAAUACGCUGGAGGAGGUGCUGGUGCACCAACAGAUCCACACCGGAGCAGAGGGGGACGAGGUGGAGAUCCUGCCGAGCUUUGAGGACUGUGACGCUGGAGAGAGCCAGUAUCAGUGCCUGGAGUGUGGAGCCAUCCUCAGGAACCCUGACGAACUGCUGCUGCAUCAAGAGCUGCACAUGAGAGAGGCAGGCCAGGAGCUAUGUGAGGUCACAGAGGUGGAUUCUGUCGACGCAGAAGUGCCAAUCCAGUACCAGUGUCUGGAAUGCCUGGCUCUCUUUGAGACACCUGAACUGUGGUUGGCACACAGACAGACACACAGCAGAAGCACCACCCACAGCAGCCUGAACACUGACACAGAAUAUGUUCUUCAGGCAGAUGGUACAGUCACUCCGGUUCAGUUGCUUAAUGUGCAAAAUCUAGUCCUGGAUGAACAGAGGGCAGGCCAGAUCCUGACCCUAGCCCAGGCUCUACGAGAGCAAGAAACCCCAUCUAAAACUGCAGGCGCUCCUAGAACUAUGCUAGUGCCAGCAAACGCUUCCCUGCCCGGCUCCACCUCUGCGAUGCUCCGUCUACAGUUCUGUUCCGCCCAAGCCAUCGCUGACGGUUCUGCCUCAGCUACUCUCCGAAAAGCUAAACUCCUCGCCCCUCUCUUACCUACCGAUCCUAUCCGGCUGGACAAUGUGACCACUUUGAACCUUCUCCCUUCCUCUGGCCAGGUGAACACACUAAAGAAGGAAAAUGAGGAAAUUUUAAUUAUCCAUCCUUAUGAGUGUUCUGAGUGUAAUCUGCUGUUUAGCACACCAGAGGAUUUCCUUCAACACCAGGGGGAGCACUUCUUAGGCCAGGACAAAGAGAGUGGGGACACUGGGGUGAUGGUGGGGUACGAAGACGGUUCUGGGGCUAAGGAAGAUGAAGGAAGAAGCGACGGAUCAGAAGAAUGCAGCAAAGUUGGCAAAGUUAGUGGUGGGAGACGCACGUACACUGCCCGCUCAGCUGCUUUGGGUUUGACGUCGUCUGUCUCAUCCGGCAAUCUUCAGUGUGAGGAGUGCAAAAGAACGUUCACCUCUGCCAAUCGCCUUGUGGCACACCUUCGUGUGCAUGAACAAGGAACACACGAGUGCCCAGAGUGUGAUAAAGUGUUUAAGAAGUUGGUGUCCCUUCAGACACACAUGCGCACACACUCUGGUGAGGCACGUUUUCUGUGUGUGGACUGUGGACAUGGUUUUACCACAGAGAUGACUCUUAUGAUACACAGGAAAUCCCAUACAUCUGAGCCACUGCACAAAUGCCCAUUUUGUGCCAAAACCUUCACCAACAUGACCAAGUUCUUGUACCAUCGCCGCACUCACCGAGUACGUGAGGCGACCACUCCAGUUUCUCAGUUUGUACUGGCACAGCAGUCUCCUCUCUCUAUCAUCCAGAGAGCAAGAGAACGAGAGACUGCUUGGAGGAAAGAAAGACAGUUGGUGACAAUUCCUCCUGUGAAAGAUGACAGAAAAGAGUCAAGCGGCACAGGUCCUGUGCUCAUUGAAGGUAUUGCUGUGGUCUCCCAGUCUUCAGAGCCGACAGAGAAUGGGCUUUAUGCUGAACACUCAAACACAGAACAAGACCAAAAUGGAGGGAAAAUGCUGACAGACGACCCAAACCAUUCAGCUACUGCCUAUGUGGAAGGAGGAGGAGGGGGAGAAGAGGAAGGUAUACGCAGGACUCCUGCUGCUGAGGAAGAUCCAAAGUUUCCGUGCUCUAUCUGUAAAAAAAGAUUCUCCUCGCAGGUCCGUCUGUUGCGCCAUCGCCGAACGACUCAUAUGACCGAAAGGCGUUUUAAAUGCAACAUCUGUGGGAAACCGUUCAAAAAGCAAAUCCAUCUGCGAAACCACCUGCGCACACAUACUGGCGAGCGGCCGUUCCAGUGCAGCGUAUGCGGAAAGACCUUUUCCUCUCUUGCUAAUCUUUCCCGCCAUGGACUCACACACACGGGAGUUCGUCCGUACCGGUGUGACAUUUGCCACAAAGCCUUCAGCCAGUCGUCAAAUCUACGUCAACACCGUCAGCAUCUUCACAGCAAUGCAACACCCUCACCCUGUCCAGACUGCUCUGCCACUUUUAUCCGUCCUGCUAAACUCGUAGCUCAUCGUUUUCUUCACCACCCAGGGUCGCCGGCACCUUACCCCUGCCCGCACUGUCCCGAGGGGUUCUUGCGCAAGCGGCAGCGAGACAUACACUGUCUGGAGGAGCAUCCCGACCUGACUCAGCCGCACUGCAUCUCCCAGGACACCCAGGUUAGCGGUCAGCAGGGUUCAACAGAUGACACCGAGCAACAAAGCGCUCCUUCACUGACCAAACCCAAUCUGGAUUGCACUAUUUGCGGCAAGCGCUUAAACUCUCCUGCAAAUCUUCGCCUGCACCAGCUAAGUCACGGACUUGGGCCCGGCCGGCCACGAGGCUCCAACUCCGCCCUUGGGAAGUCUCAUCCCUGUCCGGUGUGUGGAAAACUGUUCGUCUCAGCCUCAAGCGUUACGCUACACCAGAGAGUUCACACCGGCGAGCGCCCGUAUCCUUGUGCGAUCUGCGGAAAACGUUUCCGCCAGAACACGCACCUGCGGGAGCACCUCCGCACCCAUUCGGGCGAGCGUCCGUUCCGAUGCGAGUUCUGCGAGAAGGGCUUUGUGCAGAGCAUGCAUCUGGCAGAACACCGGCGUACACACACGGGCGAGCGGCCGCAUGCUUGCGGUGAAUGUGGAAAGACAUUCAAAACCGUUUCGAACCUUAGGAACCAUCGGAAGACUCACGCUCGCUCCCAAAAGCAACAAGAGCCGGAGCACAGCGGAGAAGCAGUGCUCGCAGAAUCCAACUCAGAAACCGUUACUGUUGUGGAGGCGUCUGAGAUGGACAUGGCAACAGCAAUACCAUCUUUCUGCCAGCUUGGACAGCCGCAAGUCUUUCAGAUACAGACAUCUAACCUGACACAGACUCAGGGCACUCCCACUAUCAUGUGUAAUGAGUUUGGAGAGACUAUAGCCAUCAUUGAGACCAGCGGAGACCUGGCAGAGGCCAUCGAACUGUACCACACUGCACUGGAGGGUGGGAUCAACAUGGAGGCCAUCACUGUGGACAACCUGCAGUUGUUGUGAAAGAACA
Molecule: messenger RNA, 3703 nt
Organism: Rhinichthys klamathensis goyatoka
Lineage: Eukaryota; Metazoa; Chordata; Actinopteri; Cypriniformes; Leuciscidae
Gene: znf526
Product: zinc finger protein 526
Exons: 8
Coding region: 505-3696 (1063 amino acids)
Biological process (GO): regulation of immune system process; regulation of cytokine production; negative regulation of transcription by RNA polymerase II
Source: RefSeq, a predicted model, not a curated record